AGCUUGUCAGAGGUCAGAGGCUGCAGUAUUGUUGUUGCUAACGCUUAAGCUUUGCUCUGGUCAUGACACAAAUACCUAUUUUACCCUAAAAUACAAUAGAAAUAGAACAAGCGUUUUAUAAACCAUCCACCUUUGGGGAGGAAUAAGAAUAUAAAGCCGUGGGGAAGAGCCGAAAAGUGAGAUGAAAUGACAACGUCAACAUUACAGAAAGCGAUUGAUCUCGUCACCAAAGCCACAGAGGAGGACAAAGCAAAGAACUAUGAGGAGGCUCUGCGAUUGUACCAGCAUGCUGUCGAAUACUUCCUGCAUGCCAUCAAAUACGAGGCCCACAGCGACAAGGCCAAGGAGAGCAUACGAGCCAAGUGUAUGCAGUACCUGGACAGAGCGGAGAAACUGAAGGACUAUCUGAAGAAUAAAGACAAACAGGGCAAGAAGCCCGUCAAGGAGGCUCAGAGCAAUGACAAGAGUGACAGCGACAGCGAGGGGGAAAACCCAGAGAAGAAGAAACUACAAGAGCAACUUAUGGGUGCCAUCGUGAUGGAGAAGCCCAACGUCAGGUGGAACGACGUGGCUGGACUGGAGGGAGCAAAGGAAGCUUUAAAGGAAGCCGUCAUCCUGCCCAUCAAAUUCCCUCACCUUUUUACAGGGAAGCGGACUCCUUGGAGGGGCAUCCUGUUGUUCGGCCCCCCAGGGACGGGAAAGUCCUACCUGGCCAAGGCGGUGGCCACCGAAGCCAACAACUCCACCUUCUUCUCCGUGUCCUCCUCAGAUCUCAUGUCCAAGUGGCUGGGAGAGAGUGAGAAAUUGGUGAAGAACCUGUUCGAUUUGGCUCGCCAACACAAACCCUCCAUCAUAUUCAUCGAUGAGGUGGACUCCCUGUGCGGCUCGAGGAACGAGAACGAGAGUGAAGCGGCGCGCCGCAUCAAGACAGAGUUUCUGGUCCAGAUGCAAGGAGUGGGAAACGAUAACGAUGGUAUUUUGGUGCUUGGAGCCACCAACAUCCCCUGGGUGCUUGAUGCUGCCAUUCGUAGAAGAUUUGAGAAGAGGAUUUACAUCCCUCUUCCGGAGGAGCCGGCCCGAGCCCAGAUGUUUCGACUUCAUCUUGGCAACACGCCGCACAGCCUGAGCGACGGCGACCUGCGGGAGCUGGCGCACAAAACGGAUGGCUACUCCGGCGCAGAUAUCAGCAUUAUCGUACGGGACGCUCUCAUGCAGCCGGUCAGAAAGGUCCAGUCAGCCACUCACUUUAAAAAGGUUCGUGGUCCAUCCAGAAGCAACAACCAGGUGAUGGUGGACGACCUCUUGACCCCGUGUUCCCCUGGAGACCCUGCAGCCAUAGAGAUGACAUGGAUGGAUGUGCCAAGCGAUAAGCUGCUGGAGCCUAUAGUUUGCAUGUCGGACAUGCUGCGCUCCCUGUCCACCACGCGGCCCACUGUCAACACCGAGGACCUGAUGAAGGUGAAGAAGUUCACAGAGGACUUUGGGAUGGAGGGUUGAUCCCCCUCCCCUCCACCCGCUCCCAGUAACGACACUCUUCUCCCUCCUCCUCUUCCUCACCCUCCUCACCGCUGCGUCAGCGUUCAUCUCUCAGCUGGGCUCCUGGUUUUAUUGUCUCUCAUGGAUGUAAAACAAUAAACCUUGUAGUCCGACGUUUGCUAAACCGGGCCGAGGUUUUAGAAUAUCUGAAGGACGUUUACCAAAUGCCACAUUAGAAACGUCUUAGUGUGAUUUUUCUGUAGUUGGACUCUAUAGAUCUCCUGUGUUUCGCCCUCAUUGCUGAUGACGUAGCCUUGCAGAAUCUCCACUACAUGAACUGCUGCGUUUUACAUGAGGAAUCCCUCCAAGUCCCCCAAUCUGAGCCCCUUCUCUCUCCGACUGAAGGACCCUACGUUUUGUUGCUGUCGUGCACUUUGAUUCGGAUCCACACCAAGGACCCUGAUGGCUGAAGGUGAAACAGAAGUUGAAGUUUCCCCCAGGCAUGUGAGCGUGUGAAUGCAUCAGUGUUUUUAUUAUUGAGCGUGCCUGUCUUAAUGUUUGUGUUGAAAUGUCAGGAGGCUGUUGUUGUCUUAUUUAAUGUUGAACGUCUGCAUCAGGCGUGCAAGUUGGUAGCAAUCUGCCUGAAGUGUUUUCCAACAGGAGAGAUGUGCCUGGCUGAAAGGAACGAGGAAAAGUAGGAACAUUAUCUGGUUCUUCCUUCAUUAUGUUGCAAAAAAAUCGAAUUAUUUAAAAAACAAAUGAUAAAAAUGCUUAUUAGCAUCAACAAUGGAAGAAUUACAGCAAAAGCAAACAGUUUUCUGCCAGCAGCUUUUAUCAGUUCUCAUUUAAUCAAAAAAAAGGACAAAUCACUUCUAAAUUUUUUUUUUUUUUUUUUGCCGUUAAGAGUCCUCUUUUUUCAACUAAAUCGACUUUUUCUGGCAGAUACUGAUUUCUGAUGCC
This is a messenger RNA of Cyprinodon variegatus (sheepshead minnow), 2436 nucleotides long. It is a transcript of the gene vps4a, whose product is annotated as vacuolar protein sorting-associated protein 4A. The coding region runs from base 187 to 1497 and encodes 436 amino acids. NCBI's taxonomy places the organism in Eukaryota, Metazoa, Chordata, Actinopteri, Cyprinodontiformes, Cyprinodontidae. Gene Ontology annotation, biological process: endosomal transport; vacuole organization. The record is from RefSeq and is a predicted model, not a curated record. The transcript has 11 exons. Gene Ontology annotation, molecular function: ATP binding; ATP hydrolysis activity.